Molecule: messenger RNA, 3437 nt
Organism: Canis lupus familiaris (dog)
Lineage: Eukaryota; Metazoa; Chordata; Mammalia; Carnivora; Canidae
Gene: SLC27A1
Product: solute carrier family 27 member 1
Exons: 13
Coding region: 230-2191 (653 amino acids)
Biological process (GO): phosphatidic acid biosynthetic process; response to cold; negative regulation of phospholipid biosynthetic process
Cellular component (GO): mitochondrial inner membrane; plasma membrane
Molecular function (GO): fatty acid transmembrane transporter activity; long-chain fatty acid transmembrane transporter activity; long-chain fatty acid-CoA ligase activity
Source: RefSeq, a predicted model, not a curated record
GACUUGGAGGAAAGCGGGACCUGCGGAGAGGCUUGGGGACGGGGGUGGAUCCUGUAACCGAGGACGGAGGCUAGGUCAAGGCAAGGGCUGGUCAAGUGGCUGGGAAGGACCUGUGUCUGUGUGGAGCCCAUGAGUAGGGCCAACUUGGGUUCAGAGUCCUGCCGCUAGGUCAAGACACGGGGUAGGGCUUGACCGGGACUGACGGGGUCGAAGAGCUGCGUCUGAGGGCAUGGCCUGGACUAAUACUUGGAUGCGGGCUCCCGGUGCAGGCUCGGCCUCGGUGGUCUCGCUCGUCCUGCUGUGGCUGCUGGGGCUUCCGUGGAGCUGGAGCGCGGCGGCGGCACUCGGCGUGUACGUGGGCGGUGGCGGCUGGCGUUUCCUGCGCAUCGUCUGCAAGACAGCAAGGCGGGACCUCUUUGCCCUCUUGGUGCUGAUCCGCGUCCGUCUGGAGCUGCGGCACCACCAGCGCGCCCGCCACACCAUCCCGCGGAUCUUCCAGGUGGUGGCACAGCAGCAGCCCGACCGCCUGGCGCUGGUGGACGCGGGCAGCGACGUGUGUUGGACCUUCGCACAGCUGGAUGCCUACUCCAACGCUGUGGCCAACCUCUUCUGCCAGCUGGGCUUCACACCAGGUGACGUGGUGGCCAUCUUCCUGGAGGGCCGGCCGGAGUUCGUGGGGCUGUGGCUGGGCCUGGCCAAGGUGGGCGUGGAAGCCGCGCUGCUCAAUGUUAACCUGCGGCGGGAGCCCCUGGCCUUCUGCCUGGGCACCUCCGGUGCCAAGGCCCUCAUCUUCGGAGGGGAGCUGACGGCAGCGGUGGCCGAGGUGAGCGGACAGCUGGGGAAGAGCCUGCUCAAGUUCUGUUCUGGAGAGUUGGGGCCCGAGGGCAUCUUGCCAGACACCCAGCUCCUGGACCCGUUGCUGAAGGAGGCCUCCACAGCGCCCCUGGCACAGCCCCCGGACAAGGGCAUGGAUGAUCGACUCUUCUACAUCUAUACCUCAGGGACCACGGGGCUGCCCAAGGCUGCCAUUGUAGUGCACAGCAGGUACUACCGCAUCGCAGCCUUCGGCCACCACGCCUACAGCAUGCAGGUGGCAGACGUGCUCUAUGACUGCCUACCCCUGUACCACACGGCAGGGAACAUCAUGGGCGUGGGGCAGUGUCUUAUCUACGGGCUGACGGUGGUCCUCCGCAAGAAGUUCUCAGCCAGCCGCUUCUGGGAUGACUGCGUCAAGUACAACUGCACGGUGGUCCAGUACAUCGGGGAGAUCUGCCGCUACCUGCUGAAGCAGCCGGUGCGCGAGGCCGAGGGGCGGCACCGCGUGCGCCUGGCGGUGGGCAACGGGCUGCGGCCCGCCAUCUGGGAGGAGUUCACCGAGCGCUUCGGCGUGCGCCAGAUCGGCGAGUUCUACGGGGCCACCGAGUGCAACUGCAGCAUCGCCAACAUGGACGGCAAGGUUGGCUCCUGUGGCUUUAACAGCCGUAUCUUGCCCCACGUGUACCCCAUCCGGCUAGUGAAGGUCAAUGAGGACACCAUGGAACUACUCCGGGAUGCCCAGGGCCUCUGUAUCCCGUGCCAGGCUGGGGAGCCCGGCCUCCUUGUGGGCCAGAUCAACCAGCAGGACCCGCUGCGUCGUUUCGAUGGCUACAUCAGCGAGAGUGCCACCAGCAAGAAGAUUGCUCACAGUGUCUUCCGCAAGGGCGACAGUGCCUACAUCUCAGGUGACGUGCUGGUGAUGGAUGAGCUGGGCUACAUGUACUUCAGGGACCGCAGCGGGGACACCUUCCGCUGGCGUGGGGAAAAUGUCUCCACUACAGAGGUGGAGGGCGUGCUGAGCCGCCUGCUGGGACAGACAGACGUGGCUGUGUAUGGGGUGGCUGUGCCAGGAGUGGAGGGCAAAGCAGGCAUGGCGGCCAUCGCGGACCCCCACGGCCAGCUGAGCCCCAAUGCGCUGUACCAAGAGCUGCAGAAGGUGCUCGCACCCUAUGCCCGGCCCAUCUUCCUCCGCCUCCUGCCCCAAGUGGACACCACAGGCACCUUCAAGAUCCAGAAGACUCGACUACAGCAUGAGGGUUUUGACCCACGCCAGACCUCGGACCGGCUCUUCUUCCUGGACCUGAAGCAGGGCCACUACCUGCCCCUGGACCAGAGUGUCUACACCCGCAUCUGCUCGGGUGCCUUUGCCCUCUGACACCACUCUUCUACCUGCUAGAGACUCCCAGCCAGGCCCUGCCAGUAAGCCAGGCUUGAGCCAGACAGCCCUGCCCGGGGAGGGGCUGGCCCAGAUGCACCAGGUGGGGCUUCCUGGUGCCAGACAACUGGACCCCAGCAGGAGCCUAUGGCUCUGUACCUUUCGUGCUCCUCUUUCUUCCUUUGGGCUCUCUCCUGCCUGAAUUCCGGCUCCUGAGUUUGUGUGUGUGUCUCUCCUCCCUGCUUCUCAGCCUCCCCUGGGCCCCAUCUGCCCUCACCUCUUCUGUCUUUCUCCUCUGCUGCUCUCUCCUGGGAUCUGCAGGUGUGCAGGGCCAGUUGCCCAUGGGGCCUCGGUGGGUCAUCCUUGCUGGGUCAUGGACCCAGAGUGGAGCCUCCUGGCCUCUCUCUCUGUUGUGCCUUAAGGAGCCUCAGUCCAGACCUCCCCAGGCUGCUGGGCUCCAGGCAUCAUAGCCCCGUAGGAGCUCCGGUGACCCUCCAUCCUCCCUCCUGAAGGAGGAGCCUCGGGUGGUCUGCCCCGCCCACCUGGGUGUAAGAGGGCAUCAUCAAGAGACCUCCCCGCCAGCCAAAAUCUCCCAGGCUGAGCCAGUUGCCUUUUGCACUUAACCAUCUUUGGUGGGUCUCCCACACCCUGUCUGCCCUUCCUGAAGCCCAGAAGCUUCCAGAAUCGACUGUUACCACUUGGACAUUGCCCCUGCCCAGAUGUCUCCUUUUAGGCGCCUCAUGGAGCCCUGGCUAUAGGAGCCUUGAAGACUGGAUUCGGUGGCUGUUUGGCUCACCUUUUAGACGCUCACCCUGGCAGAGGCCUCUUGGGUGUCCCCAUCUGGCAUGGCUGCUGGUGGGACCCAUAGGAGUGGCAGUGGUGUAGGGGGAGGUCUUCUGCUUAGGGGGUGGUGUCCGAGAUGGACUUCUGGGCCCUGGGGGGUCCCAGCCCGUUGAAUAGCCACACUGGCCUGUUGGUGACAGUUCAGACACUGUGUUGGUGGUGACCUCCUGGACAACCAGCCAGGAUGGCUCAGACCUCCCCAUCGGCCUUGCUGGUGGCACAUCCUGGACUCCUGUUGUUAGGACUGGCCGCCCAGACUGUCCGUCCCUCCCUCCUGCUGCAGCAGCAUCCAGCCCCUCAAACACUGAGGCCAGGGCUGUCGCACGGGGGCCUUUACACGCACCAAGGUUUUGUUUCCUAGUUGAAUUCAAGAAAUAAAGCUGUAGUGUGUCCCAUGCCUGAA